Messenger RNA from Entamoeba invadens IP1, 393 nucleotides. RefSeq lists its product as hypothetical. The transcript has a single exon. Gene Ontology annotation, cellular component: palmitoyltransferase complex. Bases 1 to 393 code for a protein of 130 amino acids. The record is from RefSeq and is a predicted model, not a curated record. NCBI's taxonomy places the organism in Eukaryota, Evosea, Mastigamoebida, Endamoebidae. Gene Ontology annotation, biological process: protein targeting to membrane; peptidyl-L-cysteine S-palmitoylation.
AUGGCACACCCCACAGUGCACUAUCAAAUUGUAAGUGUAGACAGAGACUACUCAAAAGGACUCACCCCACAGUUUUAUGUUCAAAGACCUCCCGCACUCUCUGGUCAUAUUGAGCCCUAUGACUUCGAAGAGGUGAUGAAACGGGUGAAUAAGUUUUUUGAACAAGCAGAGACUAUCACAUGGAAGACAAUGCUUGAGGAAUCAUUGUCUUGUUUCACAUGUGGGUUGACGGAGUGUUGUAUUAAAAAUCAGUAUUACCGAAGAAUGUGUGAGUUACAAGAGUACCUCACUGAACUCAAUAUUAGGUUCCCAUCCCUCCAAUUCAUUCAUCCAAUUAAUAAUGGGUUUCUUUGCGUUUGUUCUUCUCUACUUAUCAUAGAGCAAAUCGACUGA